This is a messenger RNA of Colias croceus (clouded yellow), 2118 nucleotides long. RefSeq lists its product as uncharacterized. The record is from RefSeq and is a predicted model, not a curated record. The coding region runs from base 1 to 2118 and encodes 705 amino acids. The transcript has a single exon. NCBI's taxonomy places the organism in Eukaryota, Metazoa, Arthropoda, Insecta, Lepidoptera, Pieridae. Gene Ontology annotation, molecular function: zinc ion binding; nucleic acid binding.
AUGAAACCCAAACCAAAAGAAGAAGGAGGUUUGCCGAGAGAUCCGGCAAUUGGAAAAUGCAGUCUGGUGUUGGAGCGUGCGUCGUGCGCUACCCCUACACCCACUGAAAUUGGAGGAAUUGUUAAUCGUUCGUAUGUGAUGACGGACGUAGCCGCGGAGUCAGACUCCUCUAACUCUAUGGCGAGUAUAAACUCACGGGUCACUAUGAGCCCUCUGGCCUGCCGAGAGGCUCUGUGCACCCCGAGCAAGGAGCCGCGCUUCUGGCGCACCCGUAAGCGCUCGCGAUUGGAGGAUGGAAGUUCAAGCGAUACCACCAUCCCAUCUUCCUCUGGAAGACCUCGCACAGGCCUUCGCAAGGCACACAGAGUGGAGAAAGAGGCACAAGCUGAAUCGGUAACCGGAGCAUCCUCAUCCGCUUCAGCAGACCCAAAAACGAAAGGUAAGCGAUCGCCAUCGAUAGCAAUUGGUGCCAAUACAGCGACAGAAGAGGCUAGGAAGAGAAUUGAGGCAAAUCUGACAAUUGUCGAAAAGAUUGCCAAAGCUUCCAACCACCUCAAGACCACGUACGUAGCAGACCUGAGAAACGCCGCCAAAGCUAUUAGGGAGGACGCGGAUUCCCUCGCCGUAAGAACUUUAUCCGAAGAAACCAAUGCGCUCCGCGCUGAGAAUGAACGUCUGCGUAUAAGACUAGAUGUUAUUCAAAGCGAAAUGCGGGAGCUGCGGUUGCUCAUUCACCGGGGCCCUGUUGCCUCUGCGCAACCAGCGGAGUUGCCGCAGGAUUUUGAGGAUAGGAUGGUGCGCCAGUUGGGAGAGCUCAUUGAUACGCGGCUAAGGAACUUGGAGCUACGACCAAGUCCACAACUGCGACGCCUCUCCAGCGCUACGGAUGGAGAAAGAAGCCGAGCCGUCGACCUCCGACAGGACAGUCAUCCUAAGGAUACGGGACCAAGGCCAAAGAAAACCAAGGCGCUGUCCAUGCCGGCGCAGAACGCGGCACAAAACAGGCAAGAGACUGAGAUAAAGGAGGGAGGCAAAAAGAAGAAGAAGAAGAAGGGGAAAGAAAGUCGAGCGGUGGAAUUGCGAAGUGGGGGAUCUACUCCUGCCUUAUCUCCCGCAACGGUUGCUCCUGCGUGUGGCGACGCGGAGACCUCAACGGUGCCCACAGCCAAUGCUACUGACGAAGGCUGGUCAGUCGUGACUAGGAAGGGCAGAUCAGGCGCGAAGAAGGCACAACGCGCUGGGUCCGGAAAAACUGCGGUUGAUACACGGAAAAUAUCUCACCCAACCAAACCAUCACAACCUACGCUGAGGGCCCCACGAUCUGCUGCAGUCGUCUUGACAAUAUCAUCGGACGCACAGGCUAACGGCAUAACAUACGCCACAGCUAUCAAGGAGGCGAGAGCUAAAGUAGAUCUCAAGGAGGCCGGAAUAGACUGCGUAAAGUUUCGACAGGCAAUCACGGGGGCCACAGUAAUCCAGAUUCCUGGGCCCGGUAGCGGAGAAAAGGCUGAUUUACUGGCAAGUAAAUUGAAGACAAUCUUUAAAGACAAGAACAUCAAAGUCUCAAGACCAGUGAAAAUGGCGGACCUACGUGUUUCGGGCCUAGAUGCGUCCGUUACAGAGAACGAUUUAAAGGACGCCAUAGUAACAAAGGGAGAAUGCCUUGUGGACCAAAUACGGGUCAGCCAAAUACGCCAAGAUAAAACUGGGCUUUAUGGAGCGUGGGUAAACUGCCCUGUAACAGUGGCCAAAAAACUUACAGAGGCACGCUUUCUCGUCGGUUGGGUGGCGGCAAGAGUAAGGGUACAGGAACCACGAGAGAUGCGUUGCUUUCGAUGCCUGGAAGUGGGGCACGUGGCCAACCGCUGCACCACGGAGUGCGAUCGCAGUCAUCUAUGUUAUCGCUGUGGGCAGCCAGACCACAAAGCUGCCAACUGUACCGCCAAGCCAAACUGCGCAGUAUGCAUAGCAGCAGGCAGAAAAGCAGACCAUCGCUUAGGCGGUAACGGCUGCGCUGCACCGAAUAUGAAAGCGUCUAAAGCUCGGCCUAAGAGACGCAAUGCAGACUCCCAGGCAAAUGAAGCGACUAUGGAGGUUGUUGAAACCGUCACAGCAUAG